AUGUUUUCAGGUGGAACCCUACUUAGAAGUCCAAAUCAAACUGUGGUCACAGAAUUCAUCCUCCUGGGAUUUGGUAACCUUCAUGUUCUAAGGAUCCCCAUUUUUAUGAUAUUUCUUACAAUCUAUAUCAUUACAAUAGUGGGAAAUCUCAUGAUCAUCAUAACGGUGAGGAUCGAUCACAGCCUUCAUAAUCCCAUGUACUUCUUCCUAGGAAACCUCUCCUUCCUGGAAUUAUGGUAUACCACUAGUGUGGUCCCAAAGAUGCUGAAAACCUUUCUGAAUGGUCAUGAGACUAUUUCAUUCUCAGCAUGCCUUCUCCAAUUUUAUGUCUUUGGCUCUCUAGCAGUCGCUGAAUGUUUCCUCCUAGCAGCUAUGUCUUAUGAUCGCUACAUAGCCAUAUGCUGCCCACUGCAUUACAGCAGAAGGAUGAACUUCAAGAUGUGCCUGUUAUUUGUGGUAGGGUCAUGGGUUUCUGGGUUUCUCUCCUUGGUAGUCACCAUGCCAAUGGUUUCCAUGUUGGCCUUCUGUGAGUCUAAUGAGAUUGAUCAUUUCUUCUGCGAUUUGGCUCCUAUUGUUAAACUUGCCUGUGGAGACACACAAAAAGUUAGGAUCCCUGCUUUCAUUAUUGCUUCCUUGGUGUCCUUUUCUCCAUUCCUUCUAACUGUUCUGUCCUAUUAUAAAAUUAUUUCCACGAUUCUGAAGAUCCCAUCAGCCAAAGGAAAACAGAAAGCUUUUGCCACCUGCUCCUCACAUCUGACUGUGGUUACGGUAUUUUAUGGAACACUAAUGGUGGUAUAUGCUGGACCUACAACGACUCAUUGGCCAAACCUAAGGAAAGUUUUUUCUGUGCUUUAUAUAGUAGGGACACCAAUGCUCAAUCCUAUUAUAUAUAGCCUGAGGAACAAAGAAGUCCAAAAUGCAUUGAGAAAACUGUUUAACAGAAAUGCUGCAUUGAUGCACAGUUAG
Messenger RNA from Gekko japonicus, 966 nucleotides. RefSeq names its product olfactory receptor 6F1-like. The record is from RefSeq and is a predicted model, not a curated record. Gene Ontology annotation, molecular function: G protein-coupled receptor activity; olfactory receptor activity. NCBI's taxonomy places the organism in Eukaryota, Metazoa, Chordata, Lepidosauria, Squamata, Gekkonidae. The transcript has a single exon. Gene Ontology annotation, cellular component: membrane. Gene Ontology annotation, biological process: G protein-coupled receptor signaling pathway. The coding region runs from base 1 to 966 and encodes 321 amino acids.